ACUGCUAUUCAUGUGUAUAGACUCCACUAGGGACGGUUUCACUCUGAUAAUAAAGUGGUCUGCUAUAUGCCAAAUUUGCUUACAAUUGUUUGUUUCAAAAAUGAAUUGCUAGCACAAUAUAUAUGCAUGGUUUCCCCAUCCUAAUUCAGAUACACAGUUCUCUAUUUUAUAUAUAUAUCACCAUUAUUGUUAACAUUUUCUCCCUUGAUCACUAAAAUACUUUAUAAGUAUAAUAAACCUUUACAAAGAGAAAUUCAACAAUGGUGUCAAGCAGACGACCAGCAAGGUUUCAAAAGCCCGAUUUCAUGCAGACCAAACCAAUCGGAGAAGAAAAGCUGGAAGUGUUAAGGGUUGCUGCUGCUGCUGUUUUUCUUAACGAACAAAAUCCUGAAGGGGAAUCCUCGUUUCAGGAACAGGAAGUGAUGACUAAUACUGGAUAUGGAAAAAAUGUGAGGGACGAAACAGAUAACAAUGACAAUGGAAUGGAACUGCUGGCAACAGUUGCAACUAGAAUUAUUAGGAAGAGGGUGGAGAAGAAGAAGCUGAGGAAGGAGAAGUUGAGGAAGAAGAAGCUGCCACUGCCACUGGACUUAAGAUGGGGGAAUCAAAAACUGAGGGCCUUCUCGUAGGGAUUAAAGAAAACAACACCCCCUGAUGAAGAAUCACAGUGCUUUCGCGAAUAAAAAAAAUCAAUUUGUACUGAAUAAUGUUUCAAAGAGUCCUUAAUUAAUGUUCUCGUGUCAAAUUGAGAUACAUGAAUUAUAUUUGACUCAACCAACAGAGAAAAAUAGAGGUGAAAGAAAAAACUACACAUGAUUCGAUCUCAUAACUAACUCUAUCUGCUUGAGUUCGGAUGAUUGUGUAGUAUUUCAUUUGAUGUAAUAAAUUAUCUAUAUUAAUUUAUAUAUAAAUAAAUAAUUAUAUGUA
Glycine soja is the source of this 927-nucleotide messenger RNA. RefSeq lists its product as uncharacterized. The transcript has 3 exons. The record is from RefSeq and is a predicted model, not a curated record. The coding region runs from base 261 to 629 and encodes 122 amino acids. NCBI's taxonomy places the organism in Eukaryota, Viridiplantae, Streptophyta, Magnoliopsida, Fabales, Fabaceae.